This is a messenger RNA of Saccharomyces kudriavzevii IFO 1802, 1854 nucleotides long. It is a transcript of the gene ERC1, whose product is annotated as Erc1p. Gene Ontology annotation, cellular component: membrane. The transcript has a single exon. Bases 1 to 1854 code for a protein of 617 amino acids. Gene Ontology annotation, molecular function: antiporter activity; xenobiotic transmembrane transporter activity. The record is from RefSeq and is a predicted model, not a curated record. Gene Ontology annotation, biological process: xenobiotic detoxification by transmembrane export across the plasma membrane. NCBI's taxonomy places the organism in Eukaryota, Fungi, Ascomycota, Saccharomycetes, Saccharomycetales, Saccharomycetaceae.
AUGUCUAAGCAAUUUAGCCAUACCACGAACAACAGGAGAUCAUCGAUUAUCUACUCCACGAGUGUCGGGAAAGCAGGGCUAUUCACGCCUGCAGACUACAUCCCACAGGAGUCAGAAGAAAACUUAAUCGAGGAUGAAGAGCAAGAAGGAAGUGAGGAGGAACCAACCCGGGCCGGCGAUGAAGAAGGGAUGGAGAGGGAAGGCGAGUACCAUUCGUUGCUAGAUGCCAACAAUUCGCGGACAUUGCAACAGGAAGCAUGGGAGCAGGGCUACGACUCGCACGACCGCAAGCGUCUGCUGGACGAGGAGCGGGACCUGCUUAUAGACAACAAGCUGCUUUCUCAAAACGGCAACAACGGAGGAGACAUAGAAAGCCGUGGUCACAACCAAGUACCCGGGCCAGAUGCCGAGGAAAGGCCCACCGAGAUUGCAAAUGCAUGGGAGAGUGCCAUCGAGAGUGGCCAGAAAAUCAACACGACAUUCAAGAGAGAAACGCAAGUCAUCACGAUGAACGCAUUGCCGCUCAUCUUCACUUUCAUCCUGCAAAACUCAUUGUCACUAGCGUCCAUUUUCUCUGUCUCACACCUGGGCACGAAAGAGUUGGGCGGUGUGACUCUGGGGUCCAUGACGGCUAAUAUCACGGGUCUUGCUGCUAUCCAAGGCCUGUGCACAUGUCUGGACACGCUAUGUGCGCAGGCAUACGGCGCAAAGAACUACCACCUGGUAGGUGUGCUCGUGCAGAGAUGUGCCGUGAUCACCAUCUUAGCGUUCUUGCCAAUGAUGUACGUGUGGUUUGUUUGGUCGGAGAAAAUUCUUGCGCUAAUGAUUCCCGAGAGAGAAUUGUGCACCCUAGCGGCCAACUACCUACGUGUGACCGCGUUCGGUGUGCCAGGGUUCAUCCUGUUCGAAUGUGGGAAAAGAUUCCUACAAUGCCAGGGCAUAUUUCAUGCGUCCACCAUCGUGUUGUUCGUGUGCGCGCCUUUGAACGCGCUGAUGAACUACGUACUAGUGUGGAAUGACAAGAUCGGGAUUGGGUACCUGGGCGCGCCUCUGUCGGUGGUGAUCAACUACUGGCUGAUGACGAUCGGACUGCUAAUAUACGCAAUGACGACCAAGCACAAGGAGAGACCCCUCAAGUGUUGGAACGGCAUCAUCCCCAAAGAACAGGCUUUCAAGAACUGGCGCAAGAUGAUCAACUUGGCCAUCCCUGGCGUGGUGAUGGUGGAGGCAGAAUUUCUCGGCUUCGAAGUGUUGACGAUCUUCGCCUCACACUUGGGCACGGACGCCUUGGGCGCCCAGUCCAUCGUCGCCACCAUUGCGUCUCUCGCAUAUCAGGUACCCUUUUCUAUCUCCGUAUCUACGAGCACACGUGUGGCCAAUUUUAUCGGCGCGUCGCUAUACGACAGCUGCAUGAUCACGUGCCGCGUGUCAUUAUUGUUGUCGUUUGUGUGUUCGUCGAUGAACAUGUUUGUUAUUUGCCAUUACAAGGAGCAAAUCGCAAGCCUGUUCUCCACGGAGAACAAUGUGGUGCAGAUGGUGGUAGAAACACUACCCCUGCUCGCGUUCAUGCAGCUAUUCGACGCAUUUAACGCGUCGACCGCCGGAUGCCUACGUGGCCAAGGCAGACAGAAGAUUGGUGGCUAUAUCAACCUGGUCGCCUUCUACUGUCUGGGUGUGCCCAUGGCAUACGUGUUAACCUUCUUGUAUCACCUGGGCGUGGGCGGUUUGUGGCUAGGUAUCACCAGCGCCUUAGUGAUGAUGAGCGUUUGCCAAGGCUACGCAGUGUUCCACGGUGACAAGCGCCUCAUCCUCGGAGCGGCGCGCAAGCGUAAUGCCGAGACCCAUGCAUCAUGA